GAAGAGGACGACGAAGAAGAGAAGGAGGAGGAGAAGGGGUCAAGCAUGGAGCUGUAGGUACGCCGUGCUCAGAUGCUGCCCAGGAGGAGGAGGAGGCCGUGGAGAGAAAGAAGCUGCAAUGAACAAGACCAAGAGGAAGCCCAACUGUGAGAGUACCGGCGCGCUGAAGAGCAGGAAGUCACCGCGGCAGAAAGUGCCGCACAGACGCAACACAUGUCCCAAUCCGCAGGAUAUCACCCGGGCCCUGCAGGGCCCCUCGCCGGCCCCCAGCGCCAGCGCCGCCAGCCUGGAUGAGCUCAUUCUCCGCUGCCUUGGCUGCUUCGAUUCGGAGGGGAAGCUGUGCAGCCAGCGAGGGUCCCACAUGGUCCACAUGACGCUGAUGAUGCACAGUUGGGUGGUCUCGUCGCAGACCUUCGCCAAGAAGCUCCUGGCCUUGUAUAAGGACAGCCCCCCUGACAAGCCAGGCCUGAGGCGGGGUCAAGUAUGCCACCUGGUCAGGACCUGGAUCGGCCAGUUCCCCGCCGUGUUUGAGGCUGACCCCCUUCUGGAGCAGACCAUGGGGGACCUGUGGGCGUUGGUGCGAUCGGACGGGGAGGAGGCGCAGAUCAUCGACACGUCGUGCCCAAGCCCCCACGUGAACGUGUCGCAGGGCCCCUCGCCCUCGGUGAAGAAACGGAAGGUGUCGCUCAUCUUUGACCACAUGGAGCCCGACGAGAUGGCCGAGCACCUCAGCUACUUGGAGUUCAAAAACUUCUGCAGCGUUUCGUUCCUGGACUACCGCAGCUACGUGGUGCGCGGCUCGGUGCGGGACAACCCGGCGCUGGAGCGCUCGGUCAUGAUGUGCAACGGCGUCUCCCAAUGGGUCCAGCUCAUGAUCCUCAGCAGGCACACGGCCCAGCAGAGAGCACAAGUCUUCACCAAGUUCAUUCACGUAGCUCAGAGACUCCGAGUUCUGCAGAACUUUAACACGUUGAUGGCCGUCACCGGAGGCCUCUGCCACAGCGCCAUCUCCCGUCUAAAAGACACGUACAACCUUCUGCCUCCUGACGUCACCAAGGCACUGAGCGAGAUGACGGAGCUCCUGUCAUCGCGCAGCAACUACAGCAACUACCGCCGUCUAUACAGCGAGUGCACCGGCUUCAAGGUUCCCAUCCUGGGGGUGCACCUCAAGGACCUGAUCUCCCUCAACGAGGCCUUGCCCGACUACGUGGACGGCGACAAGAUCAACCUGAGCAAGCUGCAGCACCUUCACAGCAACGUCAACGAGCUCCUGGAGCUGCACCAACUCACGCCGCCGUUCGAGGCCAACAAAGACCUCCUGCAUCUUUUGACGCUCUCUCUAGAUCUCUACUACACCGAGGACCAGAUCUACGAACUCUCCUACACCAAGGAACCCAAGAACCCCAAGAUCCAGCCUGUCACUCCAGUGAAACCGCCGGUGGUGGCAGAGUGGGGGUCAGGGGUCACCCCCCGCCUGGACCCCGACACCAUUUCCAAACACGUCAAACAAAUGGUGGAUUCCAUCAUGAAAAACUACGCCCACAAGCAGGACGGCUACAUCCCAUUGGAGGACUUUGAGAACAUCUCCGCCAAUUUUCCCUUCUCCUUCUGCACGCAGCAAACUGACAGGCACGGUCAAAUCAGCCGAGAGGAGAUGACAUCGUAUUUUAUGCGCGGGAUGUCGGUGUGCGCCAAGCUGGGUUAUAACUUUAACGACGCUCACAACUUCCACGAGACCACUUAUAAGAGGCCCACCUUCUGCGACACCUGCGGCGGCUUUUUGUGGGGCGUCAUCAAGCAAGGUUACCACUGUAAAGAUUGCGGGAUGAACUGCCACAGACACUGCCGGGAUCUGGUGGGGAUGGAGUGCUUGAAGAAACAUAAAAGCACCAGCGGCUCCUGCCCGUGCACCCCCGCUGCUGACUCCCGAGUUAAAGGGAGUGUGUGGAGUUCCGAGGAAGAGGCCUUUGUGUUCCCCCACGGCAACGACUCCGAACACCCUAAGGGCUGCGCCCCCUUCAGGAAAAGCACAGACUCUGCGGCUCUGUGGGACCGCUCCACUCAGACGGACCCCGGGUUGUGGACCCCCCAGGAGAAGAAGGCGCGUAGGAUGUACAACCACACCAUUCCUGGACAGGCCAACACACUGCCUCAAAGGAGUCGCUCCAUGCCCAUCUCCUUCCUGCAAGAGAAGCUGGAGGAGCUUCACCUCGGCAAGGAGAAGAGCCGGGAGCCCGAUUGACCAUCGAGCGGCAGGCACAUGAACUUUCUCCACCACAAAUAGACUUUUUUUUUUUUUUGUUUCCGGUCAUGAUGUCUCUGGUGCUACGUUUCUUGGGAAUAUCACGAGCAGUUUCCGGAUCCAGGAUUGAGUGUGUGGAGGAAAAUGAACACUAAAGCAGAAUUGCCAUUCAUUUGUGUGUGUGGUUGUGUUUUGAAGUGUGGCAGCUACCACAAAAAAGCUCAAAGUGUAUGAGAGGAAAGAUGCUUUUUUUUUUUUUUUUUGACAGUUCUCAUGUAUAUGAAUCUCAUUGCUGUGACGUAAUUUGUGACUCCCCACCGAGGAGGAAGAAUUAAAAGUGAAAAAUGACAAAGUC
Syngnathus typhle (broad-nosed pipefish) is the source of this 2597-nucleotide messenger RNA. It is a transcript of the gene rasgrp4, whose product is annotated as RAS guanyl releasing protein 4. The transcript has 17 exons. Gene Ontology annotation, molecular function: guanyl-nucleotide exchange factor activity. Lineage: Eukaryota; Metazoa; Chordata; Actinopteri; Syngnathiformes; Syngnathidae. Gene Ontology annotation, cellular component: plasma membrane. The record is from RefSeq and is a predicted model, not a curated record. The coding region runs from base 119 to 2242 and encodes 707 amino acids. Gene Ontology annotation, biological process: Ras protein signal transduction; positive regulation of GTPase activity.